Lepisosteus oculatus (spotted gar) is the source of this 8734-nucleotide messenger RNA. RefSeq names its product ALMS1 centrosome and basal body associated protein (gene alms1). NCBI's taxonomy places the organism in Eukaryota, Metazoa, Chordata, Actinopteri, Semionotiformes, Lepisosteidae. Gene Ontology annotation, molecular function: microtubule binding. The record is from RefSeq and is a predicted model, not a curated record.
UGCGCCAGUCAGUUACUGAGCAACAACAUGGAGCUGCACGAAGCGGCCGCAGGGAGUGACAGCACGCCCAUCGCCACAACGCCUCCUGCCUCCCCUGCCUCGCGGCUCAGCCGGGCCGAGGAGCUGAGGAGCCAGAGCAGCAGCCCAGGCAGUGGCACACACCUGUCCAGCACCAGCGGUGUCUCUCUGGGGGAGGCCAUCGUGCAGAGGGCCAAGCAGGGUAUGGAGUCAUGGUACCAGUUGCCAGCAGAGGGUGAUGUGAGCCGUCUGACGGCAGCCUCUGUGACCAGGCUGGAUCAGCCCUCCUGGCCAGCUGAAGAGCACACAGCCCCCGAUUCCCCCCCGCCGCAGGCAGGGAUGAUCUCCACAGCUGACGAAGCCAGACAGCAUCAGGCUAAAGAAGUGCAGGCUUCACAGCUAGCUUUUCAAGAUAGCCGUCUGUCACCCGCUCUUCCUCUGCUCCCUGGGAAAGCCACAAGCCUGCCAGAUGACACUUUCUUUCAGCAAACAGGAUUAGAGUUUGCCCCCCUCAGGGGAUCUCCAGAUAUCUCUGUCAUGUCUGAACGGUUCGCAAGACCACUCCAGAUGAGUGAUGCUAUUCAACUUGCCAUUACUGAGGUCUCUGAAGACUUUCCCGGCGACCACCCUUCACUGUCCCAGCAUCCAUUGGCUGUUACCACAGUUAUGGGUGAUGAUGCCAGCAGCGUGUGCUCUUUAUCCCAACACACUCUGUCACCAUCGUCCACCGAUGAAGGUGUGAGCAAUUGUGAGAAGGCCCCAGAGGAGGAAAUGGAAGAGGACCGAUUUUCAAGACUUCAAGUAUCUCUGUCCAGAGCUGAAGAGCAGCAGGAUCCUGCUGCAGAGAAGCAUGCCUCAUCUGUUGCUUCCCUACUGGACAAAGUGGUACAUGGGCCGUUGGAAGACGAUGGUUCAUUCUUAAACAGUGAUGUUCCUGCUCCUCUUUUACUGGAAUUGCUAGAAAAAGAAGUUGGCUUGUCAAGCAGUGGCACAUCCUCAUCCACGUCUGGGAACUCUUCAAGCCAGAUUGAAGUUGUGGUCAGUCAGGGGCUAAACACAGGACAUUCUGAGCAUUUUAUUGAGGAGUCAGUAGAAAAAGACAUAGCACCCGAUGGCUCGGGGGAAGACUCAGUGGUGCCAAAACCUGAUUUGUCUAGAAGUUCCUUAGAGCAAGAAUCUUUCAGAGUGUCAAGAGAUUUGUCUCCAGGCAAAACUUCAUUUUCAUCCACAAAGCCUGCAGAGAAUACUAAAGACAAAGCUGAAUUAAAUGAGUCAGACAGGUGUGAAAAGUCCAACAUCACUACUCGCUCUUCUCAUACAAAGUCAUACGAUGAGUUAUCUGAUGCCCCCUGUGAGCAGCUAUGCUCUGAGAGUAUAUUUAGACCUUUUCAGUCUUUGUCUGAUUCUAGAAAAGUGCAGAAAGAUCCUUUACCACCAAACAGUGAGACAGUCACCCCAAAUACUGGAUCCCUGGGGACAUACAGUGGAAAAGACAGCAUCAUUACAGCAGUACCAACUGGCAUUGGCAAAACUGAAAUAUCAUUGUCAUCAGGAUUCAGCUGUGAGAAAGGACAGAAGGAGACAGAGCUGUCAAACUCAGGAAGUCAUAUGGCUGUGGAGGGAUCUUUCCUGGGAUCUCUUGCUCAGCCAAUUUCUCAUUCAACCCCAGGUGUGAUUGCUGGCAUCCCAAGAGCCAGUGUGCAGCCAGCUUCUGCAAAGCUGUCCCCAAUUGAGUCAAAUCUUGAAGCCUCUGCAGAAGCACCCCAUUGCAGCUCCUCUGACACAGGUCUUGCUCCUUCCAGUUUAAAAGAUGUGGAAGAGCCAACCAGAAUUGUUUCUGGUACUGGAGUGGUUAAUGUUGCUUCUCAUCAAACAACAAGAAAGAUUCAUUCUUUGCCUGCUCUGAAUUAUAUGGAGAAGGUAGGAGCAUGGAAUGUGACUCAGUCAACGGGUAAAACAUUUUUUGACCACUUGGCACUGAAAGGUUUCACUGGGGUUUCUCCCAAGAAGAAGGCCUAUGAUGCCAUUGCCGAUUCAUUAAAUCACAUUUUUUCCCAGCAAAAAAGUGACAAAACACCAUUGCCAUCCACCUCAAACAUCAGCAGUCGUAGUCCCAGAAGGAACCUAGCCGCUUCGUUUUCGGGAACCUCAUCACCAGCCAAAGAGACUCCUGGCAGUGCAGGAGGUUUAGGAAGGUCCUUGUCUUAUACGUCCGUCAGUACUGUAGCCAAAGAGGUUCAGCAAGCUGGAGCUCCUGAAUGUGCGAAAAUGGAAGAGUCUCGCUCUGAGUUUGGCCAAAAGAAACACUGUGCUUCAGCAGAAGAAGCAGCCAGCACCUCAGUUGCUCAAGACUCAUCUGCAGACAGAUCUGCCCAUAUGGUGGUUAGGAAGAAUGUGUCAGAGAGUUACAAUGUUCCACUUCUCACUGAGCCACUUGUUUUAUCAGAGAAGGGGUUGUCCACCUCCACUGAUAAAGACCGAUGUUGCACACAGAGAGUGAAACAAGGAAAGCUGCUGGAAUUGGAGAAUUCUUCCCAGCCACCUUCGCAGGUGAGCUUAGGCAGAUUCAGUGAUGUAUCUGCAAGCCAAGACCUAAGCAACACACUGGCCAGUUCACAGGACACAGUUCCCAGUUACCGUGGUCAAAGAAGACAGUCGGCUUCAACAGGAGCAGUCUCCGUCUCCUCGCCUGUUAGUUUGGAAGUAGAUAACUAUGCUCCAUACUGGGCCACCAAUCCUUCAACGCCAGCAAGAAAUAAAGAGUUAAACAUAGAAGAGAGAAUUCCAAUGUACCUUCAAAAUCUUGGAAUUGACCAAUCACCAUCAACUAUACUUACUCCGUUUGUGCCAAAAGGACCCAUAAGAGAGCCAGAAUUUUCACCAACUGAUCUUCGCACAAUAAAGGGUUCGACAGGAACCCCAACGAAGAGCACACAGCCCUCAGAAGGUGGCAGUCCUGCGAAAGGAGACUUUUCACAGUCUAGUUUGUUUUCUGUGAACUCUACUAGCCUGUCUGUGCCAUUGAGUUCUGAUGUAGAUCGUGAAUCACCAUUGCACGCUGAGUCCUCUGUGCAGAACGUUGCUGAGUCUUCUUCAGACAAACCUGUCAGUCAGUGCAGCCUUCAGACGGCUUUCCAUCCACUGGAUCGCUCUUUGGAUCUUCGAGGAAAACAGCCAUCGGACGAUACCUCACAAUGCAAAGAGACCAUCAGCGCUGAACCUUUUUCAUCUUCAGAGGCCAGGCAGCGCUUGAAUGGCAACAGUGAUCAUGUGAUUUCCUCACGUGUGCAAAAGCGUGUUAGUCAGUUUCAGCCUGGUGAAAUGUGCGUCACUCCCGAUAGUCUAUCCUCCUCCUCCUCUCUUGCAGAGAACGAACAGCAAACUGGUCCUCAGGAUACAGAACAAAAGGAAGCGUAUUACUUUCCAAAGGUCACCCAUACACCACCGCGAUGCAGCCUGGAUCUGGGGAAUGACUCUUUUGUUGGGACUAAAACCCUGCAGGAGAUCCGAAAACUUUUGGGCCAGGCAGAGAGCAUCGUGUCAGGAAGGUCCUCCUUCUCCUCGCCUUCAGCAUCUUUAAGAGGCUCUGAAGACCUUUCUUCAUUUCUGCAAAAGAAUUUAGACAGCUUCCACGAUUCUCUUGCUUCUUCUGAAGAAAAUCAUGAGAGCCACUCAUCACUGCUGUGGAGGAAGUCCUCCUCCGAUUCCAUGCUCACAUUAGACGGGCUGAAAGGCAGUUCCUGGCAAGAGGUACUACAGUCACCCAGGGCAUCUGCCAGCAGAUCUGUAAUUACUGCAGAGCACGAAAGAGUCUCCAGUGUAAAGACUGCAGAAUCAACAUUUCUAAGCGAUGCCUCAAAAGAGUUCACACAGGGGCGUACAUGCUCUGUUUUCACAGCCAAAAAUGUGAGGAGGUCUGAGCCUGAAGGCUGCAGUGAGGCCACUCAGGAUAAGGUGGUUUCAGUGCCUGGUCCUGUAGCGCAUUCCACAGAGGCAAGCAUCAAGGCUGUGGACGCUGGGGACCGCCAUCGGGACCCGACACCUGAGCUCGCUUUACCAAAUCCUUCUGUGAAUGGAGUCCCGGCAGAGAGCAGCCACUCCUCUGACGGCAGGGAAGGGGCAAGGGCCGCCGCAGGCGAAGACAGCAGCAGUGUGGAUUCCCUGGCGGGCCGCGUCGCGGCUCUCCUGAAAAACGAGUCGCCGGCCACGGUGGCCUCAGGCGUUGUGAGCGAGGCUGACGAGGAGGAGCGCAGAGCUCGAGACUGGAUUAAACUAAAGGUUUCUGGGGAGCAGUGUGAGCCUCUGGAAUUGAAUAUGGAAGAUCGACAGAAAAUAGAAGAAAUCAAAGCAGAGCUCUUACGAAACACAAAGAAACCUAGUGGUGCAAUAAAGGGCCAAUGGAGUACAGAUACUGACUCAGAUACCACAUCUAGCACGGUUGCAGUUACUGGGGUGCUGCCUUCACUGAAACCUACAGAAGAAUUUUGUGCCCUGAACACUGCAAAGCAUCAGAUCUCCAGUCAGCUGCAGAAACUGUCCAGCAAUCCUUUCAACACUAGUGUGGAGCUCCACACUCCACUUCGCAAGGAUAUGGAGGCACGUAUUCGAGAAAUUGCUCAAAGAGAGGGCCUUAGUGCGUCUCAGCAGGUGGCCCAUGAAACUGGCAGACCCAUUGUAUCCAUCACCUUUUCCUCCCGUAAGCGUUCCCCCUCUCCUGCAUCCCUCUCUCCCCUUCUGAGUCGCGCGUCUGACGUGGCUGACCACACAAGUGUCACCAGAGAUGAGGAUUCUCUGGUGGAACCUGUAAGGCUCACAGAGCUAGACAGAAGACAAGCAGGCAGCCUUCAGCCCCUGACAGCAACAAAAGAAGAAGUACAAAAAGUCAGAUAUUCCCAUCAAGGCCCUGGAAAGGGGCAGCCAUACACGGGAAAAUGUUCAGGCACUGAUGUCGAGGACGCUGUCAGUGAAGUCGAGAACAUUUCCUCAACACAAAGGCCUGUGGCAGUUUCAGAGUCAGGCUUCUGUUCAAAUAACCCUGUCUGCUUAAGAAAUAAUGCUUGUACUGGACAAGGUGAAGUUGAUUCACUAACCGAGCCUGAUGUAAAUUCUGGAAAGGAUGAUCUGACCCUGUGUUCUACAUCAGGGUAUGGUUUCCAUCACUAUCAGCUUGGAUUUGAUGCACAUGUCGAGUCAGACCUGAAACCUCCUGAAGUGUGUGGCAGCCAGACAGAAGAACAGAGGCAAGGCUCUCCUGGCACCACUAAUGACAGUCCUUUUGUCGUUCUUCAGCAUGCUGUACACAAAAGCCCCGGAGCACAUUUUCAUGUAAAUGCAACUCGAUACAGACAGUUGUCCACAUCUACCCCUAAUAUAGCCCUGGAGGAAAAUGCAUCAGCCAGUCUAAAGCCUAGUGCAUUACCUUUACAAGUUUCAUCAUUUGCCUCUGGUUCUUCUUCAGUCUCUUCACCCACCAAAAAAGUCCUGUCAUAUGUUCAUGUGACUCUGUCACCCAAACCAUCCAAUGAAAAAUCUAUGUCCACUGAUGACAGACAUUUUCAGUUUGGCACUUUUCCACCAGAGAGUGAUUAUGCUGAGUUUUUGAAGACGUCUGCUUCUGAAAACCCCUCAGAUACCAAUACACCCUCAGCAAUUCAAGGACAUUCAUACACAGAUGGUACGCAGUCGACAGAGGGUAUAUAUGAUACACACUCUCCGAUUACAGGUGAAACUAGUCAUGUCAGAGGCCGUGUCGCACAAACAGUGCGUGGUAACUGUCCUGAAUCUACAGUGAGGCAAGAACACUUGCGUAAAAAUCAGGAACGUUAUAGGCAACAUUUAAAUGAAAAUAUGCUUGUUGGCCAAAUGAAGCCCAGAUCUGCAGACGCUUCUGCCCAGAUAACAACCCACGUACCUGGCCUGUCGUCCGAGUCCACCAGACCUAGCUCCACCCUUUCAAAGUCCAGGUCACCUGCACAGCAGCCACAGGACCUACCAGUCCAGACAUCAGCUCAGCCUGUCCUGGUGCCGUAUAAGCCCCGUGGGAGCCAGAAGGUCUUUUACAUCCCCCAGAGCAGGGCUCAGGUUUCCCAGACACACUCGGACACCACCAUGGAAAGCUCCCAUCCAGGUUCAGAUGAUGCUAUUCCACCAAAAUUCACUGUUGAGAUUCUGGGUGCCAGGAACAAGGAAGUAGACAUUGACGUCACAGCCAAGCACAAAGAGGGUAUCUACAGCAAGACAGCACAGUCUAAAACUAGAUGGGAGGAAAACACAGGUUCAGACAUAGCCUUUCAUCGGCAACAAAGACUUACUGAAUAUACGCAUCAAGGUCACUCCAGACAUCCAAUACAUCCAAUAGAGUACCAGGGCUUUCUGGAGAAAAUGAGUGCUGAUGAGCUUCAUAGCAAAACAACAGCACAGAACAGAAGUCCUUCUUUCAGUGGAACAUUUUCUAAGGGUGCUAGCCAUCCUAGUGAAGAACACAGAAGACCAGAAAGAGAAUUCAGCAGGGAACACUUAGCUUUUAGCAGAAAGCACAAAGAGGAUAAAUUUUCCUCUCUAGAAGGUGAAGUUGAUUACACCAUGAAGGAACUACACCUCCAUCAGGGGUUAGAAAGAGAAAACCUCACUUCAACCAGAGCAUCAUGGAAUCAUAUCCCACAGGAGAACCCUUCUCCUCUGUCCAGGGAUAAAUUGGCUACUAAGAGAAACUUGGAUAACACUCUUAGAAGAGGGGAUCAGGUCUCUUCUGAGCAUUCUCUCCACAACAGUAACACUUUGGAUGAGCUGUGGGAGAAGUUUAAGGCGCGACAGAGCCUGGUGAAACUUAAUAAUCCCAGUGGGAAAGAGAGGUCCCUGCUGGAAAGGCUUGAUCGCCUUUCCAGGCUCCUUCACAACCCUUGUCAUCAUUCAUUUAUUUCUGAGAGGGAGACUGGCAAGGGCAGGGAUAGAGACCAUGGACCUCAGAAGAGGAAAAAGGAGGAAGUAAUGAGAAGGCUGAGAGAAAACAGAGAAAGCCAUAUCCAACAGGCAUGGGGGGAGGAGUCUGUGGAGCCAAAAGAGAUAACAGCACUCCAACCAUCUAAAACUCUCAAGCCUGUUAGGGACAUUUCCACAGCUAGCCCCUUGAGUCGCCAUCUUUACCUUGCGGAAAGAGAGCAGGUGGACUCAGUAACAAGUGAUACAGUGUCUGAAAGUGAUGUAGCAAUCCAAACAGAGUCAGGAGACAGCAGCCACACAGAAACCAGCAGCACUGUAUCCACAAUUGACACAGCCCGCCUCAUCAGAGCCUUUGGACCUCAGAGAGUAAAUGUCAACCCCAGCCUAAACAAACUGUACAGUGCUAUUGACAAACAGAAGGAGAGUUUGCACAAGAAGUCAGUGCCAAAGAAGAGAGCCAGCAAGAGUAAAAAACAUAUUGACACAGCCAGUCCGUCACUGUGUAGCACAGAGGAGUCAACGGUAAUGCCUGACUCUGUAUCAGCCAGCACCUGUUCAGUCCCUGUGCCCCGAGGUCCAUCAGGUGUUCUCACAAACAAGAAAACUGUUAAGUUGCUCAAUAAAGGAAUACAGGCAGGUGAUCUAGAGAUUGUGAACAGUGGCACUAAGAAAAACACCAGAGAUGUAGGCGUGACAUUCCCUUCACCGGGCUCUGCCUGGGCAGAACAGACAGGAGCCUCGCGCCACAUGGAGGCAAGAAGAGAUGAGAGGACCAGCUCAAACUCUCAGCAGUUCCUCUAUGAAAAGAAGACAAAGAAAAGUAAUCCACAGCGCCACACUCAAGGCAUGUCCUGGUUUGUCCCGGCGGAUGAGCUGAAGUCCGAGGCCAAGAAAGAGAACCAACCCAGCUCCGUGUCGGGCCCUGGCCCUGCCUGGUUCGAACCCAACACUAGAGCACAGCCCUGGAGGGAGCCCCUCCGAGAGAAGCAGGUCCAGGACGCUCCAGUCCCCAGCAGCCGGAGGAGCAGGGCGCAGCCCAUCACAGAGCCUGGAGCGGGUGCCAAGUGGCCCACUUCCCUCGUGCGUAUAACUCUUCAGGAAGCUCUUGCAAUGUGCCGUCCAGACUUCAUCUCUCGAUCCAGAGAGCGAAUGAAGAGGCUGGUGCUGCUGGCAGAGGAGAGGAGGACACAAGCUGUGUUUGACAGUGAGCGAGAGGACUUGUUUAACCAGCUGGGAACCAGAAGAGCCUGGGGAGUCGCUCACCCCAACAGGCAGCCACACAAAGAACUUCAUAUACAAAAGAAAAGAGCCAUUCCAAAGAAAGAGAUGUUCAUAAGAUCCAAACAGAAGUACGCUCAGCUCCCCGAGGUCCAGCAGCGCCGAGAGGAAGAGAGGAGGAGGGCAGAGUAUCGGUCCUAUAGACUCAAGGCAGACCUCUACAAGAGGAAAAUCACCAACCGGGUUUUGGGUCGGAAAACUCCAUGGCAGUGAAUAUGAUGAACUACCAUCUAAACAGACUGGAGUGCAGUGAGCAACAUGGAUCUGAUCAUCUGGACUCGUAUUGCAGGCACAAAGGAAUUUUACUUAGUUUUUUACAUGAUGUUUUUGCUGUAGAAGUGUUUGUUUCAUUAGCUUGAAAACCAUGUGCACUCCAAUGUUCUGUAGCAUACGUUUCAUUUUAUAUGUUUUAUGUUUCGUUGUGAAAUAUAUUUUUACUAGCAGAAUUUGUAACACUGGUAAAACAGAACACCUGUAAAUAAAAUAUGUUUAGUUUGAA